Molecule: messenger RNA, 1965 nt
Organism: Phytomonas sp. EM1
Lineage: Eukaryota; Euglenozoa; Kinetoplastea; Trypanosomatida; Trypanosomatidae
Source: the annotation of a GenBank genome assembly
AUGUCUAAAGACUACGAUAUACUCCGAGCCGUUCAGCUUCUCCAAUCGCCCACCACUGCGGACGCCGCGAGCAGGGAGAGGGCCGCAUCCUUGCUCUUGGACAAUGCGUCCUUGGUGUUGAAGCAACACACAGAGGGCCUAAACCAGGAGCCGUUGCUGCGCCACAUCGUCAAAGUCUUGUCCGCCGAAUCCACCUCGAUGUCGCAGUCAAAGUGGGAUAUGAUUCUCGAGCUAAUGUGUUCCCUGUUGGAGACUCCUGUAUGGACCCCACCCCCAGCCGGCUUCCCAGACAGUGUGGAGACUGCUCCAAAAAGGGAACAACCACAAGGGGCGCUUCCAGCUACACCGACGACUUCCUUCUCCUGGGCCUUUCGCGCCUUUAUUCUGAAGUGCCUGCCAUGCAUGGUGCCACAAACAACAUCGACCACCAACUCCAUUACUGACGCUGAUCAUGCUUCUGCAUCGCUCGCGCCCAUGAUGACUAGACAGGGCAAGGCAGUGUGUGAUGUUUUAUUGAGCUACAGUAUCGUAAGCCAAGAGCAAGACGAUUCCGCAAAGCAGAUGACUCGCGUAGCCCAUAGCAGCCUUUUGGCUCUGCCGCCCCCACUUCUCCCGCAUGUCGCGCACGAGUUGAUUUCUCGAUUGCCGCGAUCACGAGAUGCGUGUUUGGCUAUAAUCCAAAAUCCAUCCGCAACAGACCCCUUGUUGUGUGGAUUUGAGGAAGCACUUUUGGAGAUGCCGGGUACCUCAAAUAGCGCAAUAACUGCAGUAGAGGAAAAGGACAGUACCACAGAACUUAGCAGCACUGCAGAUUUAGUAAGGGACAGCGUCAAAAGAACCUUACAACGACACUACAAGUCAUGCGGGAUGGUGAGCACCAACCGCCUGUGCAAUGCGCUCAUUCAGCGAAGCCUACCAAAAACCCAGGAAGAGAUGGAAAGCUAUCGAACCCAGACUGUGCGACCUUUGAUUGAGCUUGGGGAGGCCUGCGAGAGAAGGGAACCAUCUUUGCAGAUAUCAGCACACCUUGUCGGUAUCCAACAGCGCAUACCCCUGCCGUUUCUCUGUGAAAUCCUUGGAUAUUUAUACCGGCAGUACGAAUCCGCUAUAGAUGUCUUCCCUUAUCCAGAUAAGGGAUACGAAACCGCUUUGCUCAACCUGGCGCGGGAUCUGGCGCAACUAAGUUUGAUUGCCGUGUCUAACUCAGAGCUUCCGGAGGGCGCUGUGAAUCAGCUUGCUGCUGUAUUGAUGCCUAAGACACAGAAGCAAGAGUCUCCAGCAGUGGUAACUGAUGGUGACGUGUUUCUUAUGGAGAGGGGGUUCGUUGACAGGAUCCCUUUGCCCCUAAUGGAGUGCGUACUACUACUAUUAUAUCAAGUGAUCCCAUAUCGUUCGUUGAAGAGAUUUCGCGAGCCGAACGAGGAAGCCAACAGUGGUGGGGAGGAAAAAGAGCACAACGAAGACGUCUGCGUACGGUGUGCUCGAUUUCUUAAAAAAGUCGUGCUACCUGAGAUCGAAGACGUUGCCUUUCGAGUAUCUGCUGUGAUCAAUGGAAAAGAUAAUGGGGCCACAAAGCUUCCAAAGGAGUCUAGCCUCGCGGAUACACUAGCAGACUCGCAAAUUGAGCAAGGGCAAUGCAGCAACGCCAAGACAACAGAAGAAGUGUCGGGUGAUUGCGACCGUAGGGAAGAGCAACUUGAUGUCAUGAAUACAGAAUUACGUGGACAACUGACCAUUUUGAAUAGUAUUGCAGGAUUCUGUGAAAAAAUAUGGCAUCAAACGCAACACCACCCGCGAGACAGAUUUGCAAGGAGAGGAAAUGCGCUGCGCGGUCGACUGUCGCAUGCACUGCCAUCGUGGAUGCUUAAUCCGGUGGUCUAUGGUGCCCCACGUGAUGUCAAUGAGAGAAUCAAAAAGCGAGCGCGAUUCAACGGAUAUGAUUCUCCACGAAAAAUGAAGCGGUGA